AUGUUUGUGCUCAGGUGUACUUCGCAUCGCUGGCUAAAAUCCCUAGCAAGUUUGCCAUCAAACGGUGGAGUGAAACAGUUUUCAAACCGGUAUCUGGAAGCUGGACCGCGGCCUACGCUUGAACCUUCGCUACUGAAUGGGUUCUGUUAUCGGUUGGCCACCGAAGAAGAUCGUCCAAAAGUUAAGGACGGGCUGGAACGUUAUUUUUUCCCGGAGGACCCGUUCAACUGCAGCCAUCGGGAUGGAAGUGCUUACGAGAUAGAAGAUAUGGACCAUUAUCUAGGAAUGUUGAAUAAUGGUAUCGUAAUUUUGGCUCUGGAUGCAAAAACCAAUCAAUUGGCGGGAUUUUUGGGUGCAACAUUCUGUGGCCCUGAUCAUCUGGACAUCUUGCAGCAGAGAGCUUCUAAUGCCAGCACAAAAAAGUACAAAGAUAUUGCUCAUCUUUUGGCGCAUCUCAUGAGCCAAGCAAGGGUCUUCGAUAGAUUUGAAGUCGAUCAGGCAUACCACUUCCAGUAUGGAGCAGUUAAUCCGAAAUUUCGCGGUAAUACCUUGACCUCCGUUUUGAUGCAGAAACACGUGCAACUGGCUCUCAGCUGUGGAGUGCGGGUUUUCUCGGCCGAUUGCUCCGGACCUUUUGCGGCGCGUUCUUGUGAGAGAAUCGGAAUGGAAUGUGUCUACAAGCUGCCUUACACAGAAUAUCGAAAUGAGCAAGGCCAACAGGUGUUCCAAGGGAGGCUAGACUAUACGGAGAUGAGGUCUUACGUUCUGAAAGUUUAG
Molecule: messenger RNA, 777 nt
Organism: Uranotaenia lowii
Lineage: Eukaryota; Metazoa; Arthropoda; Insecta; Diptera; Culicidae
Product: arylalkylamine N-acetyltransferase-like 2
Exons: 1
Coding region: 1-777 (258 amino acids)
Molecular function (GO): N-acetyltransferase activity
Source: RefSeq, a predicted model, not a curated record